ACAACCAAUCAAAAUAAUUUCAAAAAUAAAUAGGCUUAUCAAAAUAUAAAAAACCACCGGUUUACAGUUGGACCGGUCCAAGCACGAGUGACAUUCAAAAUCCCCCCGAUAUCGCGCGUUCUUAAUUCGGAAACAUCAAACAAUUCAAAUCAAAAGGUUUUCGUUCGCCGGCGUCGUUUCGAUGUUUCCCCUUCUUCUCCAAUCGCUCAUCAAAUUCUCUCCAAUCUUCAACAAUCCCUAAUCCCCAUCAUCAAAUUCUUCAAUUCCCCACACUUAAUUCCCCCAAUUCUCGUUCAAUCAAUAUACUAUUCUACAUUUCUGAAUUUUAGGGUUUGUGAAAAUGAACUCAGGUGACCUACACAAAGUUUGGGAAAUCAAAGCUCUUAAGAGGAAGCCAGGGACAGAACAAGCUCACAAGAUGUUGGAAAAAAUUGCGAAACAGGUUCAGCCUAUUAUGCACAAACACAAAUGGAGGGUCAAAGUUCUCUCUGAAUUCUACCCAAACAAUCCGGCUCUUUUGGGGUGUAAUGUUGGAGCUGGUAUAGAAGUUAAGUUGCGGCUACGGAGGCCAAACAGGGAUUCAGACUUUAUUCCAUUAGAUCAAGUUUUAGAUACGAUGCUUCAUGAGCUUUGCCAUAAUGCACAUGGUCCUCAUAAUGCUAACUUCUACAAGCUAUGGGAUGAACUUAGAAAGGAAUGUGAAGAGUUGUUGGCUAAGGGGAUAACUGGCUCUGGGGAGGGGUUUGACCUCCCAGGAAAGCGCUUGGGUGGUUAUUCUCGUCAACCUCCACUCUCAUCUCUACGUAAAACUGCACUUGCAGCUGCACAAAAGAGAUCACAAUUGGGUUCUCUUCUUCCAUCUGGACCUAAUCGUAUUGGCGGUGAUAGUUUCAUAAUGAAGGCACUUAGUCCUGGACAAGCUGCUGCAAUGGCAGCAGAAAGAAGAUUACAGGAUGAAUUAUGGUGUGGUUCUCAAUCUUGUGAUCCUUCAGACCAUGAAGAUGUUAACAACGACUCUUCUAAAAACCUUAUAAAUAAGCAGAAUAAUGUGGGAAGCUCGAGACCAACAGACAACUGUACUCUGGCUAUGGAUCCGACAUCUCGGAAAAGAAGUCACGACAAUGAUUCAAGUUUACCAGUUCAUUCAUCUAGUAACCCUAAAUUUGUUGAUUUGACAAUGGAUACACCAAAAAAGGGACGAGUCAAUGAACAUCAAAAUGGGUCUCAUCGAAGAAGUUUUGGAUUAGAUUCUCAAUCGAAUACUCAUGCAGGAUCUACGUCUGCAAAUUUAUCAAGUUCAUCCCAGUCACUAUCUGGUGAUAAUAGAACACUUCAUUUUGAAGAACCUGCAUUGUGGCAGUGUCUGACGUGCACUCUAUUAAAUAAAUCAUUAGCCCCUAUCUGUGAAUUGUGUGGCACGCAACAGCCGAAAGAUGUUACUACAAAGCACAACACUUGGUCUUGUAAAUUCUGUACGUUGGAAAACAGUGCAAAGUUGGAGAGAUGCUCAGCCUGUGACGAGUGGAGGUACUCUAAUGGCCCCAACCUUGACCCCUGACAGAACUAUGUAAUUUGCUUCAUGGGUAAAUAUAGUUCAAUUUUGGCUUUGGUCUGCCCAAAGUUGUGUAUAGCCAUCAAUUUUUUGCAUCCUUUGUUUUUUAUAUUCUAUACUAAUGUCAAAAUUUGACUUUGAUAUGCAAACUUCAGUAAUUCAUCGCCACCUUAUUUUGAA
This is a messenger RNA of Trifolium pratense (red clover), 1732 nucleotides long. RefSeq lists its product as uncharacterized. NCBI's taxonomy places the organism in Eukaryota, Viridiplantae, Streptophyta, Magnoliopsida, Fabales, Fabaceae. The transcript has 4 exons. The coding region runs from base 341 to 1558 and encodes 405 amino acids. The record is from RefSeq and is a predicted model, not a curated record.